AUGCUGGAAAAGGGCUUCGGCUUCUGCCAACUGGAGGACCCUGAGCGAACAAUGGAUGUCUUCCUGCACAUCAACAGCUUCGAAGGUCAGAAGCCGGAUGACUUUAGCGGUUUGCCCGGGCUGCCUCCUGUCGGCCAGGAGGUUGAGCUCAAGCUCGCGGACAACACGGUGAGGCCUCGGGCAACUUGGGCACGGAUCGUCGGACCGGCCCUGCCCGUGGACAAGUCGAAGGUCCUCUUCAACUGCCUGAGCCACGUCCUCAAGAGCCCAGAAAGGUUCCUUGAGGGAAAGCAACAGAAGGCUGGAUGGUACAAACUUGUGGACGUCCUGGCCACAGAUCAGACUAGCCUAUGUGUUGGCCCACCAGCUGCGUCCAGCCGUGACAGCGUUUUCCUCCAGCGGAGCUGCGGAGAUCAACAGGGGAAGUAUUCCCGAGCCCCUCAUGAACUCCUUGCACGACCUGGCAGUUUGCGUUGUGGCGCCAACCGCAGAAGCUGCAGGUGA
Symbiodinium natans is the source of this 504-nucleotide messenger RNA. Lineage: Eukaryota; Dinophyceae; Suessiales; Symbiodiniaceae. The record is from the annotation of a GenBank genome assembly.